Scylla paramamosain (green mud crab) is the source of this 1053-nucleotide messenger RNA. RefSeq names its product serine/arginine repetitive matrix protein 1-like. The record is from RefSeq and is a predicted model, not a curated record. Lineage: Eukaryota; Metazoa; Arthropoda; Malacostraca; Decapoda; Portunidae. The transcript has 3 exons. Bases 1 to 1053 code for a protein of 350 amino acids.
AUGGCUGACAAGAGCCCCGGGAAAAACAACCUGCCUCCCAGGGCGGUGAUGAACGCGGCCGCACCGAAAAGCACAAACGCUCGCUGCUCAGCAAGGUGUCCUUCUUCGAGCAGGUGUGGUGGGGGCAGGAACAGGUCACCCUCGCUGGAGCGGGCGGCGCCCUGUGUCGAGGGGGAGGGCACCAAAUCGCCGGAAGUUGAGAUGGCUGAGGAAGUGUUCGCCGAAUGGAGUGAGGGACCUGGGCAGGAAAAGCGGCUUCGCCGGGAUGGCGCCAGCCCACCCAGAGAAGCGACCCCCCCGGGCGGGUCCUCCUCCCGGAGUGAGGAUGAGUGGGAGUUUGUGGAGGGCCCCGACACAUCCACGCUGGCCGAGGACAUCGAGCGGCGCCUUGAGGAGCGGCGAAGGAUGAGAUCUGGCAGUGACAUGUCUCCCACCCGAGAGUGGGACACCAUCGAGCAGCGACUGGAGCGUCACCGUCAGGAGGUUCGCCAGCGACUGGCCUCCCCGACACCUGACUGGCCUCAGCUGCGCCGCUCCCCGGUGCCGAGGUCCAGCCGCGACACCAGCCUGGAGAGGGACACGCCCGUCCGCAGCCGUGCCGCCAGCGGGGGAGAGACGGGGAAGCAGGGAGAGCAGCCUGUCACCCAGGCGUCAUCCCUGACGGAGAGCCCCGCGUUGAGGACUCAGUCCACCAGCAAAGACCUCGAAGAAGAAGACCCUGCAAGUGUCGGCCAGGAAGGUUACCAACGCGUCGAGGAAGAGGAGCGGGAGAGCGUUGAGAGCGGCGCACGGAAAAGAUACAGCCGUGUGGUCGUUCACCGCACGACCGAGCGAACCGUCUCCUCCACGCCCUCGCCGGAGCCUUCGGAGCACCUGCCGUCAGAACGAGCUGCUACAUCCCCGCCUCCUGACUCUCCAGACUCCCACAGCGCCCGUAGCAGGACUCCGUCAGGGCCCAGGACGCGCCACCCGCUCGAGAACACCUUCAGUCGAACGGAUCCUGGAAGUGGAAGAAGACGACUCCUCCGUCGCCUCUGGAAAGUCGCGCACUGA